Messenger RNA from Auanema sp. JU1783, 3000 nucleotides. The record is from the annotation of a GenBank genome assembly. NCBI's taxonomy places the organism in Eukaryota, Metazoa, Nematoda, Chromadorea, Rhabditida, Rhabditidae.
AUGGCAUCCAUUGAUGUAGCCGAAAUUUUGAGAUCUUCCAAAACUGAAGAACAGCCACCAGUAAAGAGAUCCCGAGUUGACGAGUCAGCUUUUGGCAAAAAUGCUUCACUAUCGAACCCGGAAGCUAUUUUAGCAGCUCUCGAAAAUGAUAAUACUCAGGGAAUUGUUGUGAAUGAAGUAUAUGUCAAGAAGAUUAUCUCAUCACUUGAAAAGAAAAUGCUGCGAAACAGAGAGAUGAGAAUCAAAUACCCUGAUGAUCCUAAGAAGUUUAUGGAAUCAGAAAUCGAAUUAGACAAUGCAAUUCAAGAAAUGCAUUCAUUGGCAACUCAACCUGAUCUUUAUGGUUGCUUCGUGGAAACAGGAGGACCUUCUAUUAUGCUUUCAUUACUGGCACAUGAAAACAGUGAUAUUGUUGGAGCUACCGUCAAUUUGCUGCAAGAAUUAACAGAUGGUGAUAUUUUGAACGAAGGAGAGGAUGGCGCUGCAGAAUUAAUUGAAAGUUUGGCCAAAGGAAGAAUAAUCGAGAGCUUCACUACAAGCUUCGAGAGACUCAAUGAAUCCAAUAAGGAUGACGGUGAUGCCAUUCAUAAUGCCUUGAGUGUAGUUGAAAACAUGAUUGAUUUCCGUCAAGAAACAACAGAGGAGUGUGUAAAUCAAGGAUUGUUCAAUUGGGUGCUGAAAAGAGCUUGUCGCAAGGAUUCUUUCGAUGCUAAUCAAGCUUAUGCCAGUGAGAUUCUAGCUUUGCUAUUGCAAAUAUCUGAUCAGGCUAAGAAGAAACUGACAGAGAAUGUCGAUGGGAUUGAUAUGCUAUUAAGAGCUUUAGCCGUUUACAAGAGAAUAGAUCCUGUGCACCUUGAUGAGAGAGAGUAUAUGGAAAACCUCUUCAAUGCAUUAUGUUCAGCUUUAAUGCUGGCCGAGAACCGUAAAAAGUUUCUUGAAGGAGAAGGUUUGCAACUAAUGAAUUUAAUGUUGCGUGAAAAAAAACAAAGUAGAGAAAGUGCUUUGAAGGUCUUGGAUCAUGCUACCACUGGUCCAGAUGGGGUAGAUAAUUGCAAUUACUUCGUUGAAAUAUUAGGUUUACGAACAUUAUUCCCUCUCUUCAUGCGCACACCUGCUCAAGGUAAACGAAAAGACACAUCAGCUGAUGAACAUGAAGAACAUGUCUGUGCUAUAUUAACUUCGCUUAUGAGAUCUUGUGAGGAGAACGCGCGACAAAGAAUAAUUCAAAAGUUCAGCGAACACGAACAUGAGAAAGUAGAUCGAGCUGUUGAACUUUUCCAAAAGUACAGAGCUAAAGUUAGCAAAUUCGAAAGAAAACAGUCAUCCAAUCAAGAUUCGGAAGAUGAGGAUGUUGAUAGAAAAUAUUUGGACAAAUUAGAUGCUGGGCUUUACACCUUACAAAACAUAGCACUAAUCCUACUGGAUGUAUGUGUCAGUUCGCCUUCUGCUUGUUAUAGAACACAGAAACUGUUUAAUAUGAAGUUGAAAGUGGACAGACUUUCAAAAGUCUUGUUACCGGUUGUUGUUGAAUAUCAAUCUAAUCUGGGUGAUGAUGCUGUAGGCGAGAAACAACGAGUUGACAAUCUCGUUUCAAGAUUGACAGAAAUCGAAUCUAUGAGAAGUAUAAGAUUUCCUAAUGAGGCCAAUCAGAUUGCAGGCAGCAACAGCUUCAUUCCGCCUAUGGAGGGAAACCUCACCCAACCAUUAGAACAAGAACUUGUCGAUUUUGAUCAAAGUACAUCCUCAAGACCUUAUGCUAGGCUUUUAUCACUAAAUUCCGUAGUUGAUUCGUGUGAUUUAUUCGACGAAUUGAACGUUUGUGGAAGAGGUACAGACAAUGUGAAUUUACGGCUCACUAGAAUAGUCAAAAAUCGUUCGCAUACUUACAUAAGUAAUAGGCAUUUUGAAUUACGACGGGAUAAACCGAACCAUGCUUCUUUCAUCAAAGAUAUUUCCACAAAUGGAACUUUCAAAAACAAAGAAAAACUUGAGAAAGGAAAAGAGUAUUCAAUAGUUAGUGGAGACGUUAUUAGCUUGGGAUACCCUGACUUUCUGAUUUUCUUAUACGAUGAGCACAUGCUAAACAAUUGCCCACCAGAGUUAGAAAGUCAGUAUAUUAUAACUAAUGUAUGUUUGGGAACAGGUAGUUACGGACAAGUUUUGCUGGCAAGACUCAGAGCAGAUCUAACACAGAAUUAUGCAAUUAAGAUUAUUGAAAAGAAAAGGAAGAAAAACAAUGAAAUUGUUAUAAAUACUGAGAUUAAUAAUGAAAUAUCGAUACUUAUCCAUCUGAACCAUCCUAAUAUAAUUCGCCUGCAUGGCUAUGUUGAUAAUGACGUCACUUCACACAUCGUUCUGGAAUACAUUGGCGGUGGAGACUUUUUCAGUUUUAUAAUCAAUCCAAAAUGGAAAAAUCGAGGCAUUGGAGACACUUUAGGGAAGUACUAUGCGUAUCAGUUUUUAAGUGCACUUGAGUAUCUGCAUGAUAAAGGCAUAUCCCAUCGAGAUAUAAAACCCGAGAAUAUACUUAUGGUUUCGCAAGAUGACUUCACUGUCGCCAAGCUGGCGGAUUUCGGUUUAUCGAAACCACAAGAUGCGGCAACAAUGAAAACGUUUUGUGGAACAGUUGGUUAUAUAGCUCCUGAAGUGAUAGCUGGAGACGGUACUCCUUAUAGUAACAAAGUGGACCUAUUCAGCUUAGGUGUUGUUUUAUUCACAGCUGUGUCUGGCUAUCCUCCCUUCUCAGACUAUGGCGAUGAUAUAUCUGUCACUGAUCAGAUCAAAUCAGGCCACUUGAGGUUUUUCCGGGUGUGGAAGAGAAUAUCAAUGGAAACACAGAAUGCUAUUAAAAAAAUGUUAUUAGUUGAGGAAGCUCGACGCCCUAGUGCCACUUCGUUACUAGAAGAGCAAUGGAUGAAGACGAAACCGGCGUUGAUUUCGAAGAAAACUGUAGAAGAAUAUGUUGCAGGGAAACUGAAGUUCUCGGCGGAUUCUAUGUAA